This is a messenger RNA of Myotis brandtii (Brandt's bat), 3434 nucleotides long. It is a transcript of the gene TMEM81, whose product is annotated as transmembrane protein 81. Bases 2181 to 2960 code for a protein of 259 amino acids. The transcript has a single exon. Lineage: Eukaryota; Metazoa; Chordata; Mammalia; Chiroptera; Vespertilionidae. The record is from RefSeq and is a predicted model, not a curated record.
CUUUAGCUGACCAGAGUGCUUAACAUGCAUCAUCAUUUUCACAGUGUUUUCAAAGGGGAGUUUGCACAUUGCUUGUUGUGAAAUCUCUAUCAGCUGGUGGGCGCUCCUCUAGGAGCCAAACAGGUUGGUUACCUUUUGGAUUUGGGGAUAGAAAUCAAAGUAGAGCACAUCAGUAAGAGCCUCUGUCCUCUUCCAUCUUUUUGAACCAAAAUACUCAGUGGUUGAUGAGCUGUCCUUGAGUCAGUUGCAAUAUGUCUAUAUUUUUAGAUGCCACUACUUUUUCCUCAAAUGCUUGUUUUGUGAAUUUCAUUUCAUAUUUCAUCUCAGACCAGUGGUUGAGAUUAGUAGGUGGCUCACUGACAUAUUUUCAUUUGCAGACAUUCCAUUCCAAAUCUGUGUGCUAUGCACUGCAAUAGUGUGCCAACUGUGAUACAAAGGGUUCUGGCAGCAGCUCCUCAUAAUUAUUUAUGCUUUUGGAAUUUUUUUCAGCUCCUGAAAUCUGUCCAUUUCAGUGUGAUUUUCUCAAUUUGUACAAUAUAAGCGUAUUACCUUCUUCCCUUUUUCAUCCCCCUCCUUUUGUUUUCUAAUGUUCUGUAGUUUUGUACAAGACGAGACUUAGCCUUGGGUACUUCUUGCUGAAGCUUUAAUGCUUUGUAAAUAAAAUUGGAUGUUUAUUAAAGAACAGGUGUAGAUGCAUGUUGUAGGCACUCACCACUUCUGAAACUCACCUGCCCCUUUGCUUUAUGACGGAAAAGGAUCUUUCUUUGUGAAAAUACAGAGCUGGGAGGGGGAGGGAUGCUCAGGUAACCAGGUUUCUGCCUCUGGACAAGAUUAUAAAUAAACCAUUCAAACAAAAGGUGUGAAAAAGAUCAUCUAGGAAUGAUCUCUUCAUAUUUUUAAAUUCAGUAUAAGUGUGUGUACCGACUCAGUAGAGGCCAGCGUUUGUUUCAAUUGUCCCAUAACCAGAACACCACCAGUGCUAGGAGGUGUUCUGUAGGUUAUAGAAACGCAUGCGAGGAGCUUCCUUCCAAGGAGCGCAGCACGCAUGAGCACAGUUCGGGUCCCCUUUACUGGCCCCUUCCCCCUACAUUAAAUAGCUUCAGAACCCACUGAAUACGAGUCAUCUCUUAAACAAGAUGUUUCAUAAAGGCUAGUUAAGUGUUUGAUUGUAAUCAUCACAUCUGAGUGCUUGCCUACUAAUCUUUUCUAUUAUGUGACAGAAUCCGCCUUUGACAUCAUAGCUGUUUCAUAGCAACGCCGGCCCAAGUGAAAGAUGAGCUGCUCUAGCCUCCAGAAUGAAGGGCACAGGCCUAGAGUCAUGCGUCCUCUCCUCCAGAAAAUACCUUCGGUGCCCUUGGGAAGGAAAAGUGCCUGGGAGGUGGAGAGGAGCUGCCUUUAAUCUCGGUACCUUGCUGGGAACAGUUGAUUUUAAAAGAGCUCUUGGCCCUUGUCUUCAUGAAUGUCCAUUUCUAUGUAAAAUUCCUUACACAGGAACAGUGUCUCUCACUUUACUAAGUAUUUUCGUGUACACUUUUUCAUGUGAUGCUCAAAAUGACCUUCCUGAAAUAGACAUGAAGGUUUUAACUUACAAAGCAGAAAUCAGACAGCGGUUCAGGAAGGAUAAGUCACUUCCCUUCUAGUCCAGAGUUCUUAAUCCUUUUUAUAGAAGGUUUAGGAGCACUGAGAGUUGGUAACUUAAUUCAAGUUAGUCCUCUCUUUUAAGACUUGAUUUCUUAUUUGGUCAGAUUUAACUGGGGUUUUGAAACCCUUUAAAUUAGAUCCACAAUUUGGCGGGGAGGGGAAAGAGUGAGGGAAACUCACUCUUUGAAGUCAUGUAGUUGAGGUGGUUUGGAAAUUCACUUCAGCCUCUGAGAUCUUUGUCUUCCCAAGAGGUGGAUUUAAAGUCAUUGAAAGAAUGGAAAGAAGGGAUUGGUAAGGGUGUCACUAACAAGCAGAGGUGGUACAGCAGCAACAUUGUGACUCCUGCCUGUGGCCUCACCUGUUAAUAAGGACUGGACUUUGGCUUAUGAAGUGGCAAUGUUUUAUUGACAAUGCAUGCAUCCUAUCUUCCAACUUUGAAGGAUAUCUCAUGUCGAAGGAAUUGAGUUAAUGAUAUCAUAGAGGAUUCAACUGGAACACCUGGAGGUGCUGUCCGAGGGCGGUGACAUGUCUACUGAGACAUGAUGAUGUUGGCCACGAGUUUUAUCCUUGGAAGCCUGGUGUUGGCCUUCUGUCCGCCUUUUGUCAUGACUUUGCCUAAAACACUGGCCAUCCCUGAGAAGCUGCAAGAAGCUGUGGGGAAAGUCAUUGUCAACGCCACCACCUGUACAGUCACCUGUGGCCUUGGCUAUAAGGAGGAGACCGUCUGUGAGGUGGGCCCUGAUGGAGUGAGAAGGAAGUGUAAAUCUCAGCGCUUGGAAUGUCUGACCAACUGGGUCUGUGGGAUGCUCCAUUUCACCGUUCUCGCAGGCAAGAAAUUUGAGCUGAGCUGUCUGAGUUCAGACAUCCUGGAGAUCGGGCAGGAAGCGUUCCAGUUCACCUGGAGACUUGCUCGGGGUAUCAUCUCCACUGAUGAUGAAGUCUUCAAGCCCUUCCGAGCCAGUUCCCACUUUGUGAAGUUUAGAUCUAUUCACGAGGAGGACUCUGGGACCUACCGGUGUGAUGUGCAGCUGUUAAAAAACUUGAAACUUAUCAAGAGGCUCUAUUUUGGGGUGAGGGUCCUUCCUCCUCAGUUGGUGAAGCUGAAUUUUCAGCAGUCACUCACCGAGGAUCAGAAGUUAGUAGAUGAGGGCCUGGAAGUGGAUCUGGGUAACUAUUCCAGGCCUCCCCGUCCACCAUGGAGAAAGAAGGUGGCUAUAGCCUUGGGAAUAGGAAUUGCUAGUGGAGUGAUUGCCAGUGUGUCGUUGGGCAUUGCCUUGUGCAGUGGGCAGAGGGUGGGCCAUAGCAAUGCCAACCUUUAGACCUAAUAGGCCUUGCUCCUGAAGGGCUGGCUGCCCAGGAAGUGGGACUUGACUGCUCAGGAAGCCAAGCUAGAUUUUCAGGGGAGCGUUCUGGCUGCCUGAUUUUGGACCAGCCAGAGGGAGGGCUUCCAGAGCCAAAAGAGUGAGUGGGGAUGUGGAGAAGGGACAGCAUCCUGGUAGCAAUGGGCAGUAUCUCAACUGUGUCCCAGAUGGACCUCUUCUUGAACUUCCCUGCCCACUAGGUACCCAGAUAACCUUACUGCACGCAUCCCCCUUCUGCUGGGAACAGUUCUGUCUUCCAAACUUGCAUUUAUUUUCUACCCUUCACAUCUUGAAUGCCUCCCCACCACCUCCUCCCUUCUGAGCAGCAUAAUCACAUAGAAGGGUAUAUUAGUAAUAGCUUUUCUAGUGGAAACACUUUUUUCCUCAAUAAAAAUAAUGGACAGUAGCUGAAUGGAGAUACAUCUUUCCUAC